Messenger RNA from Electrophorus electricus (electric eel), 7800 nucleotides. It is a transcript of the gene prex1, whose product is annotated as phosphatidylinositol-3,4,5-trisphosphate-dependent Rac exchange factor 1. Gene Ontology annotation, cellular component: plasma membrane. NCBI's taxonomy places the organism in Eukaryota, Metazoa, Chordata, Actinopteri, Gymnotiformes, Gymnotidae. The record is from RefSeq and is a predicted model, not a curated record. Gene Ontology annotation, biological process: intracellular signal transduction; positive regulation of GTPase activity; G protein-coupled receptor signaling pathway. Gene Ontology annotation, molecular function: protein binding; GTPase activator activity; guanyl-nucleotide exchange factor activity.
CUCCACAUCGUCUCACAACGUCUUUUCGUCUAGCCUACAUUCGGCGUGCUCAAGUUUUCUGGAACUACUGUUCACCGCUGUGGUUCCCACUGUUGCUCGCACAUCAUGAGUUAGUUCUCUUGUUUACUGAAGAAGGAAGGACGACGUAAUUAUUUCUUUAGAAUCACUUUCUUUGCUUUGAGUGAGAAGACCACAUCACGUCUACACAUGCGUUUCGUCUUUGGUUUGCCUUUAAAACAAUAAAAACAUUUUAAAUGAGACGUCUUAAUUCACUUGCUGCUGAUCAUAAGCGGAGUGUUUUAACUUCACUGAAGUUGGUUAAAUAAAACGACUAAGGCUUUUCUCGCGCAUCUUGCCCUGCGGUGCGUGCGAUGCACGACGAAAUGGACUGAAAACACGCUGCUUCGUUUCUCAUUGCCUGCGAGCAAGUGGCGUUAUUUUGGUGGGACUUUUAUAAAAGGGCUCGGUGUGAGCGAGAAACAUGGAGGAGGACAGUCUUCAAGAAAACGUAGAUCAGACUUCCAAGGAUUCAGAUCGCCAACUUCGCUUAAGACUCUGCGUUUUGAACGAGAUCUUGAACACUGAGCGGGAUUAUGUGAGGACUCUUGCUUUUCUCCAGUCGGCCUUUCUAUGGAGAAUCAGACAGACGGCAGAAAGCCAACAGUGUCUGACCCCCGAACAGGUCAAGAUCCUGUUCUCCAACAUCGAGGAGAUCCUGGGUGUCCACCUGGAGGUGCUGUCGGCGCUGGACGCUAGCCUGCAGCCCGAACCCCAGCCUCAGCAUGCUCUUGGCCAUGUCUUCCUUCAGUUCAGAGGUCGCUUCUCUGUGUAUGGAGAGUACUGCAGCAACCACGAGAAGGCCCUCCGGCUCCUGAUGGAGCUCAACAAGAUCUCGCACAUCCGAACGUUCUUACUGCACUGCAUGCUACUAGGCGGGAAGAAGAGCACAGAUGUGCCCCUGGAGGGCUACUUGCUCUCCCCCAUCCAGAGGAUCUGCAAAUACCCGCUCCUCCUGAAGGAACUGCUGAAGAGGACCCCGAAGAAGCACUUGGACUACCCUGCUGUGGAAGAAGCGCUGCAAGCCAUGAAGGAGGUGUGCUCCAACAUCAAUGAGACCAAGAGGCAGAUGGAGAAGAUGGAGGCUCUGGAGCAGCUACAGUCGCACAUUGAGGGCUGGGAGGGGACAAAUCUAACUGAUAUCUGUACUGAGCUGCUCCUCCAUGGGAACCUGCUGAAAAUCUCAGCAGGAAACAUCCAGGAGAGAGUCUUCUUCCUGUUUGACAACCUCCUGGUGUACUGCAAGAGGAAGUCCAGGGUGUCAGGGAAGAAGUCCACCAAGAGGACAAAGUCCAUCAACGGGCCGCUGUAUGUCUUCCGUGGGCGCAUCAACACUGAGGUGAUGGAGGUGGAGAAUGUGGAGGACGGAACAGCGGACUAUCACAGCAACAACUACACUGUGACCAAUGGCUGGAAGAUUCACAAUACGGCCAAAAACAAGUGGUUUGUCUGUAUGGCCAAGAAUGCUGAGGACAAGCAGAAAUGGUUGGAUGCCAUUUUAAAGGAGCGUGAACAGCGAGAGAGUCUCAAGCUGGGGAUGGAGAGAGAUGCUUAUGUGAUGAUUGCAGAGAAGGGAGAAAAGCUCUACCACAUGAUGAUGACCAAAAGCCGACAUCUCAUCAAAGACCGCCGGAGGAAGCUCAGCAUCGUGCCCAAGUGCUUCUUGGGAAAUGAGUUCGUGGCCUGGCUGUUGGAGAUGGGGGAGAUCAGUAAAGCAGAGGAGGGCAUUAAUCUUGGCCAAGCCCUGCUGGAGAACGGCCUGAUUCACCACGUGUCCGAUAAGCACCAGUUUAAAAACGAGCAGGUGCUGUAUCGCUUUCGCUACGACGAUGGCACGUACAAAGCCAGGAGCGAGAUGGAGGACAUCGUAUCGAAGGGUGUGAGACUCUACUGUCGUCUCCACAGCCUCUUCACACCUAUAAUCAAAGAUCGCGAUCACCACCUAAAGACGUUUAAGUCAGUGUUGCCGGCCAGCAAGCUGGUGGACUGGCUUCUGUCACAGGGAGACUGCUCGACUCGCGAGGACGCUGUCACACUUGGGAUUGGCCUGUGUAACACUGGUUUCAUGCACCACGUGCUGGAGAAGAGCGAGUUCAAGGAUGAGUCUCAGUUCUUCCGUUUCUAUGCUGAUGAAGAGAUGGAGGGGACCAGCGCCAAGAGCAAGCAGCUUCGGCACGACUUCAAGCUCAUCGAGAACAUCCUCGCCAAGUCCAUAGUGAUCCAUCCUGAGGAAGACCAAUACGGCUUUGAGAUUGAGGAGAAGAAUAAGGCUAUUGUGGUGAAGAGUGUGACCAGUGGCUCCUACGCGGAGAUGGCUGGUCUGCAGGUCGGAAGGAAGAUCUACUCUAUUAACGAAGACCUGGUGUUCCUGAGGCCCUUCUCUGAAGUGGAGACCAUGAUCAACCAGUCCUUCUGCAUACGGCGUACUCUUAGGCUCCUGGUCGCCACCAAAAACAAAGAGAUCGUGAAGAUUCCGGACUGCCAGGAUGGCCUGUCAUUCAAACUGCGUGGCUCCGCCCCUCCAUAUGUGCAUGCCGUGAAGAAAGGGUCCGAGGCCGCAGCGGCAGGCUUGCAGCCUGGUCAAUGUGUGCUUAAAGUGAAUGGCAGCAGUGUGAGUCAGAAUAACUAUAAAGAGGUGCUGGAACACUUCAGCAGCCACCGUCCAGAGGAGGAGGAGGAGCUGGCCUGCGGUGAGUGGGUGUAUCGGGUGUAUGACGGCAUGGAGGCUUGCCUGGCCCACAAUGGGUCAAAUGCAGAGGAAAAUGGCUGCUCCAAUGGAACAGAGCCAGUGGCCCUGGCCAGAGAAGUCCCACUGAUCAGCCUGAUGGUGGACAACGUCCACCUGGAGCACGGCGUGGUGUACGAGUACGUUAGCUCAGCUGGAAUCAAACACCACGUGCUGGAGAAGAUGGUGGAGCCCAAGGGCUGUUUCAGUCUCACAGCGAAGAUAUUGCAGGCCUUCGCUAAAGAUGACGGCCAUUUUGUGACGAGUUGCAGUCAGCUCAUCGCACAGAGCGAGCGCGUAGUGUCCAUGCCCCAGUUUGAGUUCAGGAACAUAUGUGACACCAAGCUGGAGAGGAUACAUCGACGCAUCCGCAGCUAUCGCCAGUUUGCAGAGGAGCUGCAGAACAAGGCGUCGCCCAUGUUUAAACAGGCCAGCACUGCUGCACGGGUGCUCGACUGCAUGGACUUUGUGCCCACCAACUGCCAUCUGAACCUGAUGCAGGUGUCCUGCCCCAAGAGCAGUACAUCCGCUGGCCGUGCCUUCAGCAUUCGUUUCGGACGCAAGAACUCCUUCUUCGGCCUGGACCCAGACCAAGCCAACCUGAACCCCAUGGCCCACACGGUGCACUGCGUCACCAGUAUGGCCGCCCCAUCCUGGAGGACCCGUGGCCUGGCCGAGGACAAGGAGGAGGAUGAGGGGCACGGCAGGACCCAACGAGAGGGAGGCCUGAGUAUCCUCCUCAAGGAGGAGGACACCGAGAGCCAAGACAGUUACAUCUACCUGUACAACCGGCUGGACAUCUCUGUGCGGGAGAUGAAGCAAUACGUGGCCCAGAUCGACGUGCUCCUCUCCUCCAUCACUGGGCCCUUCCAGCCUCAGAGCUCAGAGCCACCAGCCUUUGACACGGGGCCUGCCUCUUCCCCCUCCCCCGGCCAUGAGGAGUCCAGUCAGAGCAAGCGAGUGUGCUUCAAAGUGAACGAGGACGACCAGGAGGAUUCUGGACACGACACAAUGAGCUACAGGGACUCGUACAGUGAGUGCAACAGCAACAGGGACUCGGUGCUGUCCUACACGAGUGUGCGCAGUAACAGCUCCUAUCUGGGGAGUGACGAGAUGGGCUCAGGGGACGAGUUGCCCUGUGACAUGCAGAUUCCCCUAGACAAGCAGGACAAACUCCAUGGAUGCCUGGAGCAUCUGUUUAAUCAGGUGGACUCCAUCAACAGUCUCCUGAAGGGGGAGGUCAUGAGCAAGGCCUGCGAGGAAACCAAGCAUUUCCACCCCGACCACAGCCAGCCAGAAUUUCGCCAUACCGAUGACUGGACAGCACGUUGCCGACACGUCCUGCACAAGAACAUCCAGGAGGACCCUUGGAACCUGCCUAGCUCCAUCAAAAACCUGGUGGACAGCUUGCAUCGCUUCGUAGAAGAUGGGAGGAAUCAGCUCCUGCUGGCCUUGCUGAAAUGCACAGACACGGAGCUGCAGUUACGGAGGGAUGUCGUUUUCUGCCAGGCCUUGGUGGGGGCGCUGUGCACGCUUGCUGAGCAGCUGGUGUGCGCUCUCAGCCUGCGCUUCAACAACAACGGCGAGUACGAGGAUGACAGCAAGGAGGUCAGCUGCAAAUGGCUGGAGCAGCUCUCCAACGUUGGCGUGCUCUUCAACUACCAGUCAGCUCUCUCGCCACAUGUGAGGGAGGAGCUUACCAUGCUGGAAGAUAUGAAGGCAGCUCUGGAGGACCUGGAGAAAGUGUCCGUGCUCUUCCGACCGCUGGAGGACCACUGCAUUGUCGCAAACACACCAGUGCACUAUCAGGUGGAGGGCAGUCGCCAGGCCCUGCGUGUCACGCUCUACCUCGACCACUGCCACUUCAUCGAGCUUCCCGCACGGCUAAAGAGCGGUGGCAGCCUCAAGCUCCACUCGGCCCUCUUCACCAGAGCUCUGGAGAGAUCUGAGGCUUCUCAGGACUUGGCGAUGGAGGAGUUUCAGCAGCGGAUCAACGCUGAAUCACUCGAGAAGGUCAAAUCCUAUUACCGCAAACUCAGGGGAUUCUAUCUGGAGAAACUGAAGUUACCCUCAGAAUCAAAUUCCACUGCCAUGAAAUUAGAUCAGCUCCUACGUCCCCUCAACACCCUGGAUGACCUGUGCCGCCUCAUGCAGACAUACGUGAAUGCGCGUCCAGCUGCUGCGGGCCACCCGUCCGGGGUCAGCAUGUUGCUUAUCUCCUCUGAGCUCUGCAGUCGCCUGGGCGCCUGCCACAUUGCCAUCUGCGCCACUGGCAUGCAGAGGUGCACACUGACUGUUUCUCUGGAGCAGGCCAUGAUUCUGGCCAGGAACCAUGGCCUCAUGCCCCGCUGCUUCAUGCAGACCAUGGACAUCAUGCGCAAACAGGGCACCAGAGUAGAGAUCUCUGCCAAAAACCUCAAAGUAAUGGACCAGAUGCCUCCCAAUGCACCAAGGCUGUUCAAGCUGUGUCUACCACCCUCUGAUGGCAAUCUCUGAGUAUGGAUAUGCUCCUCCCCGUAGCCUCUUGACCAUUCAAAAGAAGGAUUAAAGAAAAUGUAGUGAUUCUGGAACGUCAAGGUCUUUAAUUUUUGCCAGGCGAUUCUGUUCUGCCACACCUUUGCCCUCAGGCUAUUUUCUAGGAGGCUAACUCAGAUAAACACAAAAUGACUCUUAUAAUAAUAUAACCGCAUUCAACUGCUAAGGUUAGCAAUGCUAACUUUGGCCAGCAACAUCUGCUCUCACUGUUUCUGCAUAGAUUCCUCUUAGUCUUCUUGGACUUUGCCACGUGGCAUUUGUAGGCCCGUACUCAAAAAUGCAUCUUUAUUUUUUAACUGAUUUACUAAAACUACCUGCAAUAGAUUGUGUUUUUCCUUUUGCCUUUGACUGCAGUGGCAGUGGGCUAACGGGUUCAGUCUAGAGAUGGCGAGGCUAGGGUCCUUACUUGCUGCCUCAGAAAUGUGGUGAUUAUGUGCAAUUACUGUAGCUUAGCAUGUGCGUUCCUGCAUUAUCCUUUUAUAAAAGUAUUCUUCAAAAAGAAGAAAGGUGUGGGUUUUUUUGUUUUUGUUUUCUUUUCAGUUCAUUCAGGUAAUAAGGAAUUGCUGAAACCAUUCCAAUAUAACAGUAACCCAACAGUAUUAUAUGGACCAAUCUGACACUGUUUAAGAUGUUGUCUUAGUUUAUAUAUUGAAAUGCUAUAUUUUAUUUUAUUUUAUUACAGUUUAUUAAGUUUGUGUUGGAGUACCAUCAUCUGUCCAUUGUUGGAUUGUAAGUGGGCAAUUAAAAUUACAAAUGAAGGUAAUUGUCAAGCUAAAUAAAAUAUAUUAUUUUUUCAGUUAACCAAUUGACAUCUAGCAUUGACACUGAAGUCUUAAGACUAAUCAGAUGUUAGAGAAACAAAAAACAUUUUUGUUUGUGUCUGUGUCUGGUUUUGGCACUUUUUAAAUUCUAGUCUAUGCCAUGUUACAGUAUAUAGCUGUUUUAGAGUGUAGCACAAGUGUUUUGAGAAGCACAAUAAAAACAGCUCAAGUAUUCAGCAGUGUUUGCUAAAUGUACUGUGCAUUUUAGAUGCUAGGUAAAAAAACUAAGGAAUCAUUGAAGGAUGGGUAGCUAUUUUUAUUUUAUUGAAUUUCUGUUUCUGUGUGUAUAUAUACCUAUAUAACAUUUGUCUAUCAGACGGACAAGCAUAAUUGUAUCCUUUUUGGGAGCAGUGAUGCCAUAAUUUAAAUGUAAUUAAUAAUGUUAAGAAAACAAUAAGCAAUUGUAAAUUUCUCAUUUUGUAUGCUGUAUAUGUGAAUAGGAGUCAUUCAUGUGUAACUUACAGUGUUCUCAGUAUUUAAAUUCUAACUAUAUUCCAUGUGGUCAGUAGAGAUUUCUAGAUAACUGGUGAUACAUGAGUACUCUUUCUUAGGAACUAGAUUACUUGGUAGUAUUCUUCUUUUCUGGGUUCCUCAAAGCAAGCUCAAAGUAUUUGCAUAUGUAAAUGUUACUGCAUCACAUGGCUAACCUGCUGUAACACAAGCUAAAAAUCUGGACCAAGACCAGAUCUGCUUUCUGUAUAAUCAGCCAUGACAGUUGGAGCCAGUGUUCAAUUUGUCAUGUUCAAUGGUUCCUUUAAAUGGGAAAUCAAGAAGUGCCACAGGGUUGGCUCUGAGUUUGUUUACCUAGGAUCCAAAUGAAUGAAUAUUUCAUUACUUGUGAUCCUAUGUAGUUUUAAACACGUUUGGUUACUUUAGGUCAGAAAUUAUGGUUCCCAUGUAAGAAUUUUACAACAGACACACAUGUGUUUACUUUGUGAAAUAACCUAAAAUGCAACACUGUGAGAAUUAUAUUAAUCUAUUUUAUACAAUGCUAUGUUCUGUAAUUCACUGUGCCUUCUGAUGUGGAAAAAAAUUGGCCGUCACCAUUAAACAUGAAUGAUAGUAUGGCAUAUCUUCCUUUGCAACCGGAACUAGUCCAAAAAUAUAUACAUAAACUAAAAAAAAAAAAAAAAAAGUAAAAAUUGAGUCAAAUUGUUGAGACCAUUUGAUUCUGAGCUUACUUUGGGGAGACCAGGUUGGUGUGCUGUAACUUGAAGUGUUGGUGAGGGGAGCUUGGCUUGUGACCUGUAGCAGAACUGAGGAGGUCGAUGCACACCUGCCAUGUCUUGGAGCAGGGACAAUGGGAAAUGGUGUCAGGGAGCGGAUCCCAAGACCAGGCAUGGGAAUCCCUGGUUUAGGGAAAAGCUUCAAUCUGUGGUGAUGUGUCAUUUUAAGUUGUGAUGUUUUUGGAUGUUUUGAUGUGUUGAUGAGCCUCUUUUAACAUGAUUAUCACAUUAAUCGGUAAUGCCAAUUUACUAACAAGUUAUUAAAAUCAGACAGGUUUAAGUGCAAAUACUUAUAAUACUGGCUGAAGUAUGUCACCACAGUCAACACAGCAAUACAAAACCUUGUACAAACAUUUCUCAGAUUUUAUUUUAUAAUUACAGAAGGUAUAAUAUUCUGUCACAAAUGGACAUUAAAUUCUGACAUAAUUAAAACCAA